Messenger RNA from Pyrenophora tritici-repentis Pt-1C-BFP, 885 nucleotides. Its product is annotated as F-box multi-domain protein. Gene Ontology annotation, molecular function: protein binding. The record is from RefSeq and is a predicted model, not a curated record. Lineage: Eukaryota; Fungi; Ascomycota; Dothideomycetes; Pleosporales; Pleosporaceae.
AUGUUCCGACAGCCUUCAAGUACCGUUGCCGCUGUGGACGCUGGCACCACCCUGAACGACCUUCCAGACGAAAUUCUUCUCCAUAUCGGCGCUCAGUUUACCGGCUUGAGUCGGGAGAUCGACCUCGUGAACCUUGCGCUUGUAUCACCGAGAUGGCGCAUGGUUGCACAAGAAUGGCUAGUUAAGGAACCACGCUUCAACAUCACAUAUAUCUACGAGUACAUGUGUGAGUUGAGUCGUAGACCGAAGUUAAUACAGCGAGUGAAGAGUAUGGAGAUCUGGAGCACGAGCCAAGGUCGCAUAGCGUACGAUGAUGAGGAUUCUCCACCAAUGCUACUGGGAUACAACCCCGUCAAAGCACCCGAGGAGAUGACCUCAGCGUUCGAAUGCAUGACACAAUGUAGGGCCAUUGUGAAGCGUUUUGCGCGUAACGAGAAGGAUCGGGACAUGUGGAUGCGAGCAUUAGAUGAGGAUGUCAUACCCGCCCUUUUUGGUAUCCUUAUCUGCACGCUACCCAAUCUCAAGGAACUGAGGCUAGGUCAGGGCUGGUUGAUGGACUUCCCCAUGUUCAGUAACAUGCUCGCUACUCAAGUCCAACCUAUCCCCAAGACGUGGAUGUAUAGCUUUCUCGCUGGUCCGCUUGAUCUGCUAUAUUCACGUUUGACAGUUCUGGAGGUCCCUGCGGAUAUGAGAACUCUCGAGUUUCCUGGCACAUCGACUGUAUUUGAUUUGCGACCUUUCCAGCAUCUGGCAGAAGUCGGCAUCACCAUGGAAGCGCUUUUGCACGAUUAUGAGAUUCUUGGAGAGUCACCAGACCCACGCAAGAUUUUCCCCCCAACGAUCAAAGUCCUCAGGAUUAGCGAAGCGACAAUCUCACGUAUGUGA